AUGGGAUUCUGUUGGCCAAAUCCCCGAGACGAGGAGGUGAGCAAAUACUGUGGUCUGGUUAUGCCCAAGACUUUGUAUAUCUAUGGGAAGAGUUUUUUCCGAAUUGAUGGACCAUGUCUUGUUAAUACCAAAGUUAAAACAGCAAAUACCUAUAUGGCAAUUCCUUCACAGGGGCUACCUUGCUGCUUUCCCUAUCUAUUGGUAUACUAG
Messenger RNA from Ilex paraguariensis (yerba mate), 210 nucleotides. The record is from the annotation of a GenBank genome assembly. Lineage: Eukaryota; Viridiplantae; Streptophyta; Magnoliopsida; Aquifoliales; Aquifoliaceae.